AUGGUGAAGAACGGAAGGAUAGUUGCAAUUUUAGACUGGGCCUUCUCGGGAUGGUAUCCGGAAUACUGGGAGUAUACUAAGGCACACUACGUCUGGGAUGAAGAAUGGUAUCAGUUUAUUCCUCUAGCUUUCCCUCUCUACGAGAAUGAGCUCAAGACGGAACAAGCCCUCUGGGAAAAGCUCCCCUCACCAGGAACUGCCAGAUGGGCCUCUAUUCCAGCAUUCAGCCGUUCAGGAUCGGUCCCUUCGGACGCAUGGAUGGCUCAAAGAGCAGGCCGAGAGCUGACAGAUCUAUGGACUACACCUGGCAUUCAAUCACUCCUUACUCCCCGGAACGUGGACUAA
Messenger RNA from Clonostachys solani, 345 nucleotides. The record is from the annotation of a GenBank genome assembly. Lineage: Eukaryota; Fungi; Ascomycota; Sordariomycetes; Hypocreales; Bionectriaceae.